This is a messenger RNA of Lepisosteus oculatus (spotted gar), 2941 nucleotides long. It is a transcript of the gene ntpcr, whose product is annotated as nucleoside-triphosphatase, cancer-related. Lineage: Eukaryota; Metazoa; Chordata; Actinopteri; Semionotiformes; Lepisosteidae. The record is from RefSeq and is a predicted model, not a curated record. Gene Ontology annotation, molecular function: ATP hydrolysis activity.
UGCUUCACGUGACUCGCGGUCCUUCCUCCGCCCGUGCGGACGUAGAGCAGUGGAAGGAGCAGGGAUCUCUUGUUGGAGCUCAGUUCAGACGCAUGAAACGAUGUUUAAACACGUUUUUCUGACAGGACCUCCUGGUGUUGGAAAGACGACCUUGGUUCAGAAAGCCAGCGAACUUUUGAAGACGUCAGGCUUUGUCCUGGAUGGCUUCUACACGGAAGAGGUCCGAGAAGGAGGGAGGAGAAUUGGAUUUGAUGUUGUCACCUUCUCUGGGCAACGAGGAAUCCUGUCCAGAAUUGGCAGUGGUUCAGGGAGGUCAGCUGGCAGACGGGAAUAUACCGUGGGGCAGUAUGUGGUGGAUUUGCCUUCUUUUGAAAACCUGGCACUUCCUCUUUUUAGAAAUGAAGGCUCCAGGAGCAGCAGUGGGAAACGAGUCUUUGUCAUCGAUGAGAUUGGGAAGAUGGAGCUCUUCAGCCACUCAUUUAUCCAGGCUGUGCGCCAGACUCUGGACAGUCCUGCAUUUGUGAUCCUGGGCACUAUUCCCAUCCCUAAAGGAAAGCCGCUAGGGCUUGUGGAGGAAGUAAGAAACAGGAGCGAUGUGAAGUUGUUUACUGUUACCAAGGACAAUCGAGACAAAAUUUUACCCCAGAUUGUAGCAACGCUCCAGGACUGUUUAAAAUAAACCGCGCAAAGGAAUGAAUGUAUUAAGGUAAUGUGUUAUUGUAGUGCUGCUGUUUCAGGAACACUUCAGGAUUACCUUACUGUAAACCUGAUGAAUUUUGUAUUGUAGAAGAUAUGAUAAACAUGAUAAACACCACAGAUCGAUACAGUCAUGAAAAAUAUGCAUUCAAGAAUAUAAGAAAGAUUACCAGGCAUGUGAUCUUCUGAAUUUGUUUGUUGCCUAUUGUCCUGAGGAUCUGUUCUAUUUUUUUCAUCUCAAUGACUUUAGUUAUUUAUGUUUUUUAGAUUCAAUGGGAAAUUGCCUUCCCAUGCCUUGGGAAUUCCUAUUGCCUUCAAUGGGAAUUGAAGUUCAAUAAGUUCAUUUCACUUAUUUGUAAAACACUAGUUGCUGCAAAUGUAAAAAUCACCCUUUUCUGAGUUUGUACUGAUAGAGAUGCUCAACUGUUCUUUAAGAUGCACAUGUGGUUCAAGUUACCAGUUCAGGAACUAAGGCAGCAAACUGACUUAUGCAGAAAGUGUUGUGUGGAUUUUUUAAUCAGAUUUAUACAAGGAAAGAAGCAAAGGGAUUAAAUGAGAGUUAAAAGGGAGUUUAAGGGAUUAAAAGAGUUUGAUAAUGUAAAUAGUUGGAAUGAAUACAUAGAUUGUAAGAUAUGCCAACUAUGUAAGAGGUACAGUUUCUGUAAACAUAUUUAAUUCUUGGUUAACCCAAUGAAUGUCAGUGUUCAGAGUUAGAGGAGUCAGUCUUCUGGAUGACUGAAAUUUUUAAGUUAGUGACCUUUAUGUUUCUAUAGUCAACUGAGAAUCUCAAACACACUCGAAUUGGCAGAUGUAUUCAUGUGAUAAGAAAUAAAUCAAUAUUUGAGGAAAGGCCUUUGAGAUCCUCUGUUAGAAUAAAGUCAUCAAUAAUAUGAAAUAUUUCACCUGCAAUAAUUAUGUACCACGCAAAAGCUAUUUUCGUGCAUUUUUAUUUACACAUCCAAAAUAAGUGAUAUUUCCCGCUGCAGUGUUGUUUGCAGUUGCUGUGUGAAAAACAAGGUGAGAUUUAGAUGUUAUCGUGUUCUGCACUCCUUCCCUCUUAUCUCACAUGUUCACGCGACAGCUCAUGGAACAUCGGAGUGCUUUGCAGGGAAUUAUUCAGACAGCUUUUCUUUUGUAUUUGCCUUUAUUUUGUAACUUGAAUACACAGAACAGGCAAUGUUCAUUAAUGGCAGAAGUGACAGGAUAAAGUGAUAAAAAAAUGAAGAAAAAUUAAAAUCUCUAUAUCUACCAUAACAAAUCUUAAUGAAAAACGAAAUCGAGUACAAAAAGAAAGAAGAUUUGCUGGUCAGGUGUUAUAUGGUGAAGACACAGUGAGAAGCAGUAGAAGACACCUAACAAAAGUGUUUUCAGUUCAGCUCUAUCCCUUCCAGCUCCACUCCACUAUCAGAUAAAAACAUAAUCAAAGGAGACCUACAGAGACAAUUAUUUUUCCCUGUUGUUCUCAAUGAACAGUGAAGAGCAGCGAAGGAGACCCGAAUCCCGACCUUUGCAGGGCACAAUGGUAAGAAUUGUGGUAUCCAUGAUUUUAUAGAAAGCACAGACUCCAGAGAAAGACAUCCAGAGUAGCAGGAUGGACAUCUGUCAAAGUAAAUAAUUGUGACUGAGUAGAUGCAGGGGCUGAAUUUUAUAACUCAAAUCUGAAAUGUUUUGGGAAGCAUCACCAGUACAGCAUCAAAAAGGUUGAAUGCUCUCACAGUGCCAGCAGACAUUUUCAGUAACAGAGAAGCUGCUGUCUGCUGCUGCAGCUUGACCCUUCACAGAUGUAGAUGACUUUUGAAACCUAACUGCUGAUCAACCUGUAAUGUGCGAUUAAUUGUCCACUUGAUUUAAUUAUAAGCACAGUUAUAGGCUGUAUGUGAUCAUUGUACUUUAAAAUGCAUUGUUGUAACAAUAUAAGACAGAGAUACGCAUGCUGCAAGAGUUUUUCUAAUUAUAAACUUCAGCGUUUUCCAUAGUUAUUUUGGUUAUACAUAUAUUUAUUUUUGAUGUAUACAAGAAAAAGGAUUGAUAAUGUACUGUAUUUGUGAAAUGAAAUGCUUGUGGUUUAAAAUAAUUUUAAUAGACUUGACAUCAAGCACAAAUCUACUAAAAAUAACAUUACUGGAAUUGUACUGCAGUAGUUCAAAACCACAAUUACUUUAGCUUUGUUGUAACAUUAAUAUUAAUGCUACCAUGAAGCUCUAUGGUUUAUCUGGGAGAUUAAUAAAAGGAUUUCAGAGAUUUA